Messenger RNA from Macroventuria anomochaeta, 1134 nucleotides. RefSeq lists its product as uncharacterized. The record is from RefSeq and is a predicted model, not a curated record. The transcript has 2 exons. Gene Ontology annotation, cellular component: mitochondrion. Bases 1 to 1134 code for a protein of 377 amino acids. NCBI's taxonomy places the organism in Eukaryota, Fungi, Ascomycota, Dothideomycetes, Pleosporales, Didymellaceae. Gene Ontology annotation, molecular function: hydrolase activity, acting on acid anhydrides, in phosphorus-containing anhydrides.
AUGUCGUCUCCAGCAGAUCAUCAGCCUUCGAAGAAGCCUAUGAAAGAAGCUCCUGUUCCAAGACCAAGCUCAAGCGUACUCCUAAUUUCUCCUACGAACCAAAUUCUACUCCUCCAUCGAGUCAAAAAGGCGUCCAGCUUCGCCUCCGCGCAUGUCUUCCCUGGCGGCGCAUUGUCUAAGACCCACGAUGGUGACAUACCAGAUGUGAACGACCCGGGACGACACCAAGAUGGCCCGGCAUACCGACUCGCCGCAAUCCGCGAAACAUUCGAGGAGUGCGGGAUCCUCCUCGCAAAAAGCAAAACCACCGGAAAACUAUUCACAGGCAUCAGCGACGAAGAAAGAGAACAAGGUCGCCGUGCCGUACACUCAGGCACCGUAAAGUUCACCGACCUCCUCGAGAAGUGGGGCGCGCUCCCCGACACAUCCAGCCUGAUCCCCUUCACGCGCUGGAUCACGCCGCCAAACGUGCCCAGGCGCUUCUCAACACAAAUGUACAUCUACUUCCUCCCCUUGAACUCCACGUCGCCCACCAAGCGUGCCGCACCAGCGGGCACGCCCCCCGAGUCUGGCGUCGAAGAAGAAGACGAACUCGUGAUACCGAAUCCAACGCACGACGGGGGCAUCGAACAUACCGCUGCACGCUUUUUGCCGCCGAAUAAGUGGAUUGAUUUGGCGAGAAGGAAUAGGAUUAUUUUGUUUCCGCCGCAGUUCUUUCUCACGCUGUUGCUCUCCCCUUACCUCUCUGCAAACGUAACGAGUCCCUCUUCCCCAACUCCCUCGUACGAAGAACUCGCUCUCGAGCGCGAGAAACUCAUGGACUUUUUUUCCAAACCGCGCACGUACGAUGGACAACCCGAAGUCCCGCUCUCGGAAGCUUGCAUCUCGCCGGUUGUACUGGGCAAGGGCGAGUAUGGCGAGAAGGCGCAGGAUGGUGUUGGCGGUGUGGAUAAGCAUACGGCGGUGCUUGUGCUGGAUCGGCCGGGGAGGGAGGUUGAGGAGCAGGGGUUGAGUAGGAGGGGGAUUAGGGAGUGGGUUGUUACUACAAAGUUUAAGGGGGAGGGACCGAGGGAUGUGGAUGUGCGGAAGAGGGAGGAUGUGCUUGGGAAGGGAGUGGAGAAAGGGAAGCUGUAG